CAAGUUAAUAUAUGUAGGUAGAACUAGGGAGAGGGAGAGGAAAGAUUAGAGAACUAAGAAGAGAGAGGAAAGAUUAGAGAGAUGGAAGAGAGGCUUGGAGGGAUAGGACACAUGUUGACAACGGUUUUUCUGUCAUCAUUCGCUGGAUUCUUGGUAAGGCCGGUCAUGACUGACGUCACCGUCGCUGCGGUUUGCUCCGGAUUAAAGGAUUCAUGCUCUCUUGCUGUUUACCUCACCGGACUACAACAAGUGACAGUAGGACUUGGGACAAUGGUAAUGAUGCCGGUAAUCGGGAAUCUUGCCGACAGGUAUGGAAUCAAGGCAUUGCUCACUCUUCCCAUGUGCCUCUCUAUAAUUCCUCCAGCAAUAUUAGGGUAUAGAAGGGAUACGUUAUUUUUUUACGCAUAUUAUGUGAUCAAGAUUCUAUUCGAUAUGGUCUGCCAAGGCACCGUUGACUGUCUCGCUCAGGCUUAUGUGGCAAAAAAUAUUUAUGGAACACAGAGAAUAUCAAUGUUUGGAGUUUUAGCAGGUGUCAAAUCAAUUUCCGCAGUUUGUGCAACAUUUGCAGCUCGUUUUCUACCCACAGCUUCGACUUUUCAGGUUACCGCUUUAUCAUUGUUCGUUGGCCUUGUGUACAUGAGAAUUUUCCUAAAAGAGAGAUUACACGAUGAUGAUGAAGAUGACUAUGAUGGUGGUGCUGAUGAAAGGAUGUUAGCAGAGCCAAUUCUAAAAAUUGCACCAACUAAGACACAUGUCUUCCACAAUAAGUAUUCUUCUUUGAAAGAUAUGCUCCAUUUGAUGAAGAAUAGCACCAUACUCGUUCAAGCAUUGGUCGUUACAUUUUUCGUUACCUUCUCACAAAGUGGAAUGGAGUCAGCUUUCUUGUAUUUCUUGAAAGCCCGUUUUGGGUUUAAGAAAAAUGACUUUGCUCAACUCUCCUUAUUGGUUUCGAUCAUUGGCUCAAUAUCCCAGCUUUUUUUAUUGCGGAUAUUGGUUUCCGCCAUUGGAGAACGUAGGGUGUUAUCAACAGGGCUUCUUAUGGAUUUCUUCAACGCAUUAAUUCUCAGUGUUUCAUGGUCACCAUGGGUUCCUUAUGCCGCCACAGCCCUUUUACCUGGAGUGAUGUUUAUAAUGCCAGCUAUUUAUGGUAUUGCCUCAAGACAAGUUGGGGCGGCUGAACAGGGGAAGGUCCAGGGAUGCAUAUAUGCAGUCAAGUCAUUUGCAGAAGUCGUGGCUCCAUUUGUAUAUAGUCCAAUUACAGCAUUGUUUCUCUCCGACAAUGCACCGUUCUAUUUCCCUGGAUUUAGUCUUCUAUGCAACGCCUUAUGUUUGAUGAUCGGAUUCCUUCAGAGUCUUCUGAUUAAAGACUCCCUCUUCGUACACAACAAUUAGCAGCGCUUCCAACGAGGAAGCUUAACAAGUUCAUAGUUUUCUUUUUGACUAAAUAAAGUUAAUAGUUCAUGAAGCUAUAUAUAAAAACUGUAAUUUGUUAUAUAUAUAUAUAUAUGUAUAUAUAUAUUUAUAUAUAUGUGCUGUGAUAUUUUGAGAAUGUAAUGAAUUUUUUAAUACACCUAUUAAAUCGUGCAGCAAGAAUUUGUCAUAGUGAAGUAGUUG
Molecule: messenger RNA, 1614 nt
Organism: Eruca vesicaria subsp. sativa (arugula)
Lineage: Eukaryota; Viridiplantae; Streptophyta; Magnoliopsida; Brassicales; Brassicaceae
Source: the annotation of a GenBank genome assembly